Molecule: messenger RNA, 3235 nt
Organism: Ceratina calcarata
Lineage: Eukaryota; Metazoa; Arthropoda; Insecta; Hymenoptera; Apidae
Product: meckelin
Exons: 13
Coding region: 182-3235 (1017 amino acids)
Biological process (GO): cilium assembly
Cellular component (GO): MKS complex; ciliary transition zone
Source: RefSeq, a predicted model, not a curated record
CGACGGAACAACAGCCACCUACCUACCACCUACCUACAUCCACCUAAUAUCUGUUUCACUCCGGGCAAACGGUACCUUUGCAUCGUGGCUGGUCGUUAUGGAAACGUGUAUACAAACGUUACGUUACACAGUCAGAAAUAGUCGAGUGCUGUGUGCACGCUCAGUGAAAUAGUCGACAGAAAUGUUUGCUCCUUUAAGAACAUACAUAGUGCAUUUUUUAAUUUACUGUACAUACUUUACUCAGGCGUCUUGGCCGAGUAAAAACGUAAUGAAAUUUGUACAACCGUCCGAUUGCAGAGGCAAGGAAUACUUUGACGUCUCGUCGUUCCUCUGCGUACCCUGCGAGAACAAUUUAACACCGUCCAGUGAUCGAUUACGAUGUGUGUGCAACAAGUUUAGUAAAAAAGUCGGUUUUAAAGAUGGCCGUCCCGUAUGCGUAAUAUGCAAAAAUGCUACAGUGACCGUAGAUGGAAAUGACUGUGUCAGUUGCCAACCGGAAACGUGCGAAUGUGCCCCUAACGAAAUUCAAGUUGACAGAAAUUUAGAUGGCUCGUUGUUAAAUACUAUGUACUGUCUUCCUUGCCCUAAUGGUACCUAUCCAUUUAUCGAUGGGUCGAGAUGUUUGCCUUGCGAGUCAUUCGAAUAUAAUUAUUACGAGGAGGAUACGUAUUUUACGAGACACCAUUACGAGCGAAUACAGAAUUAUUGUUCAAACAAAAAUGCGUUGUUAGAGAAAUCAAAUAAUACGAAAGUUGCGUUGCGAAUGAAAUUCGAUAAUCGUAACACGAUGAACAGUUACGAUGGAUUCGAAAACGAACUUCGACUCGCCGCACGUGUCUGUCAAAAAACUGACAAACAAGCAUGUGUGCAUUUAUCGAACGCGUGCAUUUUGAGCCUAAACGUUUGUUCGACUGCAUGCAAGUUACUUAUGCGAGCCAACGGGUCAUAUCCACGAUUAUUUUACGAUGAAAGUGAGACCGUGCAUAUAUUAAAUAGCGAACGAAUCACACAGAAGUAUAGCUUCGCGAAAGGUAGCGAUAACAGUAUAUUAAAUUUUACGAUUGUUACAUUUUCUUUGUACGGUGAAUUCGAUUCUAUUGGUGCACCGAACAUGCCCUGUGGCCUAUUGGAACGCGUGAGAUUUGGCAUCAAUCUUCGGAAAAUAUGCACUCUCAUGGUGAGAGACUUGAUAAGAGCAAAAAUGGAAUUUCUCUCUCCAUACUUAACGUUCGUAACGGGAGAUGGCAAGGUUCUGUUACAUGCCUUACCCGUGUCGAUCAAAAAUCUAAAUCGGUUGGCGCGAAUGUUUUUCCUUGUCGACAAUGUAAGCGGUUUAGAUAAACGAAUACGAAAUGAUACAAUUAACGAGGAUGAGAAAAUCAAUGAGUUAUCUGUACUGUCUUACAUGAAAUCCUUAAGUAUAAUUGUCAACGUUCGAAAUACGAACGAUGCAAACGAAAUACAUCCACCUUUACUAAUCGUCGAAUAUGGCGAAUUAACUCGCGAACAGAUGAGCGAAAUAAAAGAAGUGACGUUAGAUUAUAAAAUUAUUUUCGACGUCGAAGAUAAGGGCGACGUGGUCGAUUUGCAGUUUCUGAUAAUUAUCGGGAUCGCCGCGGGAUCGAUCUUAAUCUUCUCUGGUUUCAAAUCGUGGAGCUACAGAGAACGACAUAGCGUUUCUUCCUUUUUCGGUAUACCAUUACUCACAUCGUAUUUCAUUUACGCCAUGGGUGCCAUGGGCAGCGUGAUCGUUGUAUGUUCGGUCAGUUUCUGUUUCUACCUCUUUAUAUUUUACAAAGGACAAACGAUACCAUAUAUUCUAUUUCCCGAAGAGAUCAGCGAGCAGACGUUAAAAACAUUUGCGACGGUCGCGUUUUCUUUCAAAUUUAUAGAGAUAAUCGGUUUCAUCUACCAUUACUGGAACGUGAAGACGUUUUUCAUCGACUGGGAGCAACCAAAGACCCCCACAUACAAACAACCUAAACAAAACCGUUCCUAUCCACCCAUAAACAAACUGUACAUCGACAAACUCUCAAAAAAGAAGUACAAACAUUAUGAGAUGUCGUCAGAAAGUAUAAAAGCUAAACGCAGAAGAAUCUCAUAUAAAAUGGACGAUUAUAAUUACAAUACAAGGUUUACUGCUGAUAAUCCUUCAUCUCCAGUCAAUGGAGCUACUCUCGUUUCCACCAUCACUGACUGGAUACCAAAUGACUCCAUUCGAAUCACGGAUGAAGAUAAUGAUACCCAGAUCAGCAUUUGGAGAACGUAUUUCGUUGCGAGCCAAUGGUUAAACUUACAGACUAGGAGGAAAAUAAGUAUUCUUGUACAGUUGUUUGGAGUGCUAUGCACCUUUCAGAUAUUAAAGCUAUGCCCACGGUUCGUCGAUGCGACCAAACCUGAACCAACCAAAUCCGGGCAUCAGUAUAAUUUUAUUUUUCACUAUACAGUAUGUAUUUUAAUAUACGUCGCUGCAUACUGCGUGCAAUGGUUGGCACGCGUCGUACUUUACGAACGGUGCGUCAGGAACCGGAUGGAGGAAUUUGUGAAUUUGUGUUCCAUAGCAAAUAUCAGUCUAGUUAUUUUACCAUUAAAUUGUUAUGGCUUCUACAUACAUGGCAGGUCGGUGCACGGAUUCGCGGAUACUGAUUUAGUUCAUUUGAUGAACGAUUUACGUAUGGAGAAGAAUAAUCUGUGUGCUCGAAGAGGUCUGGUACCUGGAACAACUCAGCAAACCUUCGUGCUACACUUAAGGGAAAGUUUCGCAACUAUUUUUAACGAAGGCUUCAAACAAACGAAAAUAGAACGGAGGAAUCUCGUAUCUAGUUUUUAUGAUUCCACCAAGAAUUGGCAACGGGUGUUCGACGCCCGGAUCAAGUUAAAACAAUUCCUACGGAAAUUUAUUGACCAUUGUAUAGAAAACGAAGACUAUACGAUCAAGGAGCAACGUUUCUUCGAGAAACUAUUCGAUGUCACGCUUUCUCGUUGUAGAGAAAAAUCAGUCUUCUAUAUAGAUAACAAUUAUUCGUUCAAUCAAGUAUCUUUACAUGGAAACGAGUGGUUACUAUCAACCUUUGAAAUAUCGACGUUCGCUUUCGUCGUCGCAUUAUCCACAGAUUGUGUAUUAGCUGUCACUAUCACAGCGUUAAUAUCGACAUUGUUAAUCGCAACGAUAAAACGUAUUGGCGAGAAAAAUAUAAAUAAUCACGUAUUGCUGGAUAAAAUGUUCUUAACGUGA